Molecule: messenger RNA, 1461 nt
Organism: Paramormyrops kingsleyae
Lineage: Eukaryota; Metazoa; Chordata; Actinopteri; Osteoglossiformes; Mormyridae
Product: neuropeptides B/W receptor type 2-like
Biological process (GO): neuropeptide signaling pathway
Cellular component (GO): plasma membrane; neuron projection
Molecular function (GO): neuropeptide binding; neuropeptide receptor activity
Source: RefSeq, a predicted model, not a curated record
AUGGAAAAUAUAUCCAACUCGGGCAACUUGCUCUCAGCAUGCUACAAUUCUAUGGACUUCAACUCUACCAAUUGUACAUCUUCGGAUCAGUUUUUAUUGAACCCGGAUUUUUAUGUUAUUCUGCCCGUCUUCUACUCAGUGAUUUGCGCUGUAGGUUUGACCGGCAACACAGCGGUCAUUUACGUGAUUCUAAAAGCCCCCAAAAUGAAGACAGUCACUAAUCUGUUCAUCCUGAACUUGGCGAUCGCGGACGACCUGUUCACGUUGGUUCUCCCCAUCAAUAUCGCGGAGCAUCUCUUGCAGUACUGGCCGUUUGGUGAGGUGCUGUGCAAAAUCAUUCUCUCCAUAGACCACUAUAACAUCUUCUCAAGCAUUUACUUUCUCACUGUGAUGAGCGUGGACCGCUACCUCGUUGUCUUGGCUACGGUGCGAUCGAAGCGGACGCCGUUCCGAACGUACAGAGCGGCCAGAAUCAUCAGCCUCUGCGUCUGGGUUUUGGUCAUUCUCAUCGUCUUGCCCUUCACCGUGUUUGCCGGCGUCUAUAUAAACCCCGAUGACACGGAAAGGAAGAGCUGCGUCCUGAGUUUCCCUAGUCCGGAAAGUUUGUGGUUCAAAGCCAGUAGGAUUUACACACUUUUACUGGGUUUCGCCAUACCCGUAUCUACCAUUUGCCUCUUGUACGCGAUAAUGCUUUACAGACUGAGAAACAUGCGCUUGAAUUCCAACGCGAAGGCGUUAGAUAAAGCGAAGAAAAAGGUGACCGUCAUGGUGUUCAUAGUGUUGGCAGUGUUUCUGUUCUGCUGGACCCCGUUCCAUCUCAGCACCAUCGUGGCUCUCACCACCGACCUCAGGACAACUCCUUUUUUGAUCGGAAUAUCUUAUUUUAUCACCAGUUUGAGCUAUGCUAACUCAUGCCUAAAUCCCUUCCUUUAUGCUUUCCUGGAUGAUAGUUUUAGGAAAGCAUUCAAAAAAAUGCUAGAAUGUAGACCUGCUUGAACUUCUGGAAGAAGAGAAUGAAACUGCAGUAAAAAAUAAUAAUAACUUGUCUUGACAAUUACCUUGACACUUUUGAACACAAACAAAUUUUAAUUAAUUUCUCGUUUUAUUUUUAUGUACUUUUAAUAUGAGUCUUGCUCUUUUUGUUUAAUCACGUGUUACACGAAUUAAAAUGGGAAAGCUUUAUUCGUCAUGAUGAAUGUAAGGGUUUGUCUCCCCCUCGUGUUCAAUGAGAGGCAACAGAACUGAGGAGGUGAACUCGAGUUUGAACAACGAAACGACACAAAUCUGUAUAAUACAAAAAGUAUAGGCCUACAACUGCCGCCAUAAAACUAUGUAUAUCAUAUAUUUUUUAUUAUGCCACUGUAUCACUUUUAAAGGUGUUAUGUAUGUUGUAUUUUAAGUAUUCCUGUAAUUAUAUUAUUCAAGAUCAGUUAAUGAGUUAAUGAAAUUCUUCCAUUGAUC